Molecule: messenger RNA, 3811 nt
Organism: Diachasma alloeum
Lineage: Eukaryota; Metazoa; Arthropoda; Insecta; Hymenoptera; Braconidae
Exons: 8
Coding region: 568-3315 (915 amino acids)
Biological process (GO): regulation of gene expression
Cellular component (GO): nucleus
Molecular function (GO): protein binding
Source: RefSeq, a predicted model, not a curated record
GCGCGAGGCAGCCUCUUGGAACUCGCGUAUAUUAUUUUCUCAUGAUACGUAGAACUAAGAUCGCGAUACAAGUACAGUGAGAGAAUCAAGACUUGUAUGAAGUUUUCAAUCUCUUGUCAACGGACAGGAGCAAAAAGCCACUAAUAAAGACAAUUUGUGAUAAGCGGACAUAAUCAUAGUGUUUAUUGUGCAAAUUACAGACUUUUGAACUAGUGCAUGGAAAAUUUACGAGGAAUUCAUCGAAAAGUUGAAUUACGUAGGUGACUUUUUCGCGAGUAACUAGACUCUUUGGGAUCAUUUGUCUUGAAAAAUCUUAACAUAUGUCUCAGAGUAUAAGCGAUAAGGACUUGAUGGAAGAAAUUCCAAGUAUCUUAAUGAAAUAAACGAACUGAUCAUUGAUAACAAAUGGAUAAUUUGGCGAUUUGCACCCAAACAUUGAAUCAACAUUAAUUUUAACACGCUUUCCUCAUUAUAAAUAGAUAAAAGACGGCGGAGUACGAGCGCCUAUCAUUUCAGUGAGAAAAUUCAACUGUUGAUGAUCUGAAUUAUCAGUCUAACAGCUUAGGAAUGGCUUCUCACGUAGAAAACUUGUCGUUCAAAGUCCACUAUCCACUAAGCCCGACUUCCAGCAUUUGCUCAGAGAGAUCCACUCCGUCACCCGAUUCGGGAUUAGAAUGCCCUCAGAGUCUGGCGAGUGAUUCUAAUUUCCUUCAGCUGAGAUCGGAGAAUCAAGUGGCCAGACGAAAGAUCUCAACAUCUUCAGAUGCUUCAUACGUGUCUACAAAUCUAAGCCACGAUGGGGGUUUUUCAGACACUCCAGAUGAGAUAACAACACCUUCCAAUAUCGAUGAUGAUAUUCUUGAGAAGUUUGAUGGCCUCGAGUGUUCCCCCAGGAACUCAAACCUGGAUAAUCCAGAAAUCACCGUCGACAUUGUUAGUGAACAAGAAGAUCUUCAUGACGAGGAUGAUGACGAUGAUUUGCAGGAAAGGGGACCUGAGCCAAAAUCUAAGCAUAAUCGCAAAAAACCCUACGAAAGCUGUAGUGAUUGGUUGCAAUCAAUGGAAAGUCAAGCUUAUUCCCCUGAGCUCGACUCUUCAGCCCAACAGAUUCUGAGCGAUCCACAGCUGAGGGACAAAAUAACACUCUGCCUUGACCAGCUGACUGACGAUAAUGAGGGACAAAGGAGUUGUGUAAAUAAUGAAUGGAUUGGCACCUCUGUGGGAAGUGGUCAUCCAACUUGCAACAGCCAUUCGGAUGAGAGGUCAAUAGCAUUCAUUCCUUCCAUUAUUCUUCAUCAGGAUUGUCUUCCGAAUGAAGAACAAUUGAUGUUCAUCGAUCUCCAGAAAUUUCAAGCAGCCCAAUCAGACACGAAUAAUCCACAUCCAUCGCCCGCUGCGAGUUCAGAUAAUUGGCCGGAUUCACCAAGCAGCUAUAAUUUUUUAUCCUCAAGGUCACACAGUCAAGCUUCGAGUCGCGCUCAGUCGCCCGGAUCUUUAGGAAAUAUUGGAUCACCGAUGGUCUUAAUUUCCGUCGCUGGAAGCCCACCGCAACAAAGACUCACACCUUUCAGACAGCCACGACCUCAAUCCACAUCAUCAUCGUCUAAUUACUCCUUUGGAGACACCCCCAGUCCUUCGAAUUACCUUCAAUCCAUCGACCGAAGAAUUGAGGAUCAACUUGGAAGACACUUUGGGAAUAUCAGAACCUGCGAAAGCUGUGAAUCAUCGAGCACGAUUGUCAACAGUGAUAACGUUGACGACAUAGACUGCAGAAUUCAGCUGAUGAACGAAGUCAUCAGGGACAACCGUGAGCAAGAUGAAAUGCAGGUUGUUCCCAAAUAUCAGAAUGACACGAUGACCUGCAGAAUGCCUAACAAAAAUUUCGAUCGAAGCAACUACAUUUUUCCCAACCCGAUGUAUCCCAACAGUGUUUCCGAUCUUGGGAAUACUGGGAUUCUCAUCAAUUCAGCGCAGAACAAUCUCAUCUACACUGAGUACAAUUAUAGCUUCAAUCAGAAUGUUGUGAAUAAUCUUCAGGAAGGGAGAGGUAACGAACAGAGCUUUUCAGCUUCAGAACCUGUAACUGACUUCGUGGCUGAACUUGAAGAUAUCGCAACACAAACUUACCUGAAUCAGAGUCCAGAGAUUCAUGGCUUGCCGGACUCGGAACCCAAUUACAAUAUUCGGCCCGCAGACGUUGGCCAUAUACCCGCACAAUAUGGAACCCACCAACAAUUCAGUAAUCCCGAGCAACCUUCAACUUCGACCUUUGACAACUUCCCCAUUCCGAAACCAGUUUCGCAAUAUAGAUCAAGCAAUUCCCGAAGAAACUCAUUCAGGAAGACCUCUCCAUGGUCAUUACUCAACCUUCCAGCGACAUCGUCAAGUGAAACAUUGAAAGCCCAAGUCAACCCUGAAGAGCUAGAGAGUGCCAUGAGGUGUCUCUUGAAAAAAUCGAAUAGUAAACUGAUGAUGCCAGACAAGCACAGUAAUGCUGAUGGUGAUACGAUGCUUAUGUGUAUCGUGAGCAGUCCUUCAGAACUAGAGACGAUGAAAGCGUACUUAGCGCCUCUGGUAGAACGCCUCGGGCAAAUUCCUAAUGGGCUUUCGAAAAUCAACAAUCGAGGAGAGGAUGCUUUAUACUUAGCUGCUAUGAACUGCCCUCAGAUGCCUCAUGUCGCGGGAUAUCUGGCAGCAGCGAUGCUUCAGAAAGGAAUUGAUAUCAGUCAGCGAUUAUAUCAGACUCGCGGUGACACAUUGAUUCACGCUGUCGCCGUCCGUGGCGAGACCCACAAGUCAGUGCUAGCUGAAUUGCUGUCUCUGAAAACCGUUCAAGGCAAUCCGGUAUUCGAUCUAUCAAAACGCAAUUACGACGGAAAAACACCCUUGCACGUAUCGGUAGAAGCUCACGAUCCAUCGGGUUCCCGGAUCGAUUCGAUUUCAAUUGUGCGAUUACUGCUCGAAAAUGGGGCAGAUCCCAAAGUUGAAGAAACAACACAUGGUAACACCGCUCUACACCUCGCGGUUUCUUUGUCCAGCGAUCCGAGUCUUAUCCGAACCCUGUUAGCGAAGAAAGGCUGUGAGGCCGUGAAUGUUUUCAAUCGAAACAGAAACACUCCUUUGCACAUGGCAGCGGCAGUAUCUGAUAGAAUAAGCUUGGACGUUCAGAAGGAUAUUUGUAUGAACUUGAUCCAGGCCGGGGGGUUAACGAACAUUGCGAACGGCCAAGGGAGAACUCCCUUGGCUCUUGUAUCUUUCGAACGAAAGGAGUUCAUUAGACACAUCUUCCAGGGACGGGAGCUACGUUUCUCAUAAUGUAAUCAUCUUUAUGCCCUACUCUCAUCAUUCUAAUAUCUCUCACUAUUUUGUUUAACACCAAAGAGACGAAUGUAGAUUAGCCUUUGGCUUCAUGUUUUUGUAUAUCAAGGAAUAUUUUCGUAAUAUGUUAAAUGGGAUUUAAAUAUCUAGCAGUAAGACAUGCCUAGUUGAGAGUAACCAAAGACGUGCGGACUGUACUUCCGCGAGAUUAAAUAUUUUAAUUUCAUCCAUGAAUAAAUCAUAAUCAGAUGCGAAUAUUCUUAAGUGAAUGGAUGAUUUCAUGAAGACUGAAAAUUUAAAAGGAUAGUAAGUUAAUAAGAUGAAUAUUGAACGUGUAAAUAAAUUAAGGGGUAUUACUAUGCGACAAUGAUUCUGCACUUGUGGGUGAUGGUACAAAUGUUCUGUAAGGCAUUUAUAUGUAUACUGUUAAUCAUAAACGUGAACCAUUAUAACUUUUGUAAAUUGUAGAUCCAUUAAAGAAAAUGUAUACUUA